Messenger RNA from Phoenix dactylifera (date palm), 4083 nucleotides. The record is from RefSeq and is a predicted model, not a curated record. NCBI's taxonomy places the organism in Eukaryota, Viridiplantae, Streptophyta, Magnoliopsida, Arecales, Arecaceae.
CACAAUCUUUUAAUAGAAAUUAUGACAUGGACCUAUGUGAUUUUAAUUAGAUUGCUUCUGGAUUAAAUAAUGCAACAUUUUAUUGUAAAAAAUAAUAGAAAGGAUGGUAAUGUUACUUUUAAUCCCAAUCUAAAUUUGCUAUGCAUCUAAACUACCAUCUUCAACUUGAAUAUCAGCAGUACAUAUAUCAGCAAUUAUUUUUUUUUAAAUAAAAUUUGCAGGUAAAAUUUGUAGUCUCUAGGUAAAUAGAAUAUUCCCCCUUCCCCACCCCCAGGGAAAAAUGAACACAUGAGCCAGUCCUGGCUCUGUGUACCCAUUUUUUUCUGAGAAGGGUUAAACCAGGUGUUUUGUGCAAUUUACAACAGUUGGGCAUAUUUUGGGCCAGAAGGCCUAUUUUGCCCUCAGCAGUCCACCCAGAACCCAGAAGCUCCAUUUGAACCGUUUUCAAUUAUGUUUUGGGGUACAUACAGUUUUUUCCAUUUAAGAAUUUAACGAAACAGACACUGAUAGCAAUGUUGUAGGAUAUCUAUUUAUGGUACAGUAUUAACCUAUGCUUCCGGGGCUAUCUUCUCCUAAACACAUAAUGGAGAUCUUGGAUAUAGAUUGGUGUGGCAUAGUUAAAUAUUUGAUGAUGUAUAGAUUUUUGUAUAAUGUGUUUGCUAGAUGAGAAGGCCCAGAUCAUUUUUACUUGUCAUUCUUCGCAUUCUGCCUGACUGAACCUUGUAUGAUUGGUUCACAACAAUUACAAAAAUAUUAGUAAGUAUAUGUCAACAUUUGAAAAUAAUUGUCAUUUAAACAUUCAUUAAUGUGCGCUAUAUGAUAUUGAUGUGGAUGCUACGGUAUCUUAUGUCAUGCUGAUGUAAUUCUUGUAUAGUUUUAUAGCCUUAAAGGUUACAUGUCUCAUAUUUUUAACUGCCCAAAAAAAUGUUGAUUAUUAGUUUUCUCAGAUAUCAAUUAUGCCUGCUUUCCAAGGUGAGAAAAUACUAGGGACGUAACUGGGUUAAUUUUUCUCGUGCAGAUAUACGAGCUUCAGGAUUUGAGAUUCAAGUCUGUUUUUUCAAUAAGAAUCUUACUUUUAUUACCUGUUAUUGAGACCUCAAUUUUUGGGCAAUGAUGGUAUCUAAAUCAUGCGCAAACCUUUUUGAUAUGGGAUCUGAUGAUGCAGUUGACUUCCAUCAGACUAUUAAAUCACUUCCUAGGGUGAUGACAGCUCCUGGUAUUGUUACCGAUGCAGAUGGGAUUACAGGCAGUGAUGAGGAUUCUAAAACUUCCACCUCUGUAUUCCGGGAUCGGAAAAUAAUAGUAGCAAACUUCCUUCCACUUCAUUCUUCAAAGGAUCAAAUGAACGGAAAAUGGUGCUUCAUGUGGGAUGAGGACUCACUUCUGCUGCAACUAAAAGAUGGCUUUUCUUCUGAUACCGAAGUUCUCCACGUAGGUAGUUUAAAGGUUGAUGUAGAUGUUAGUGAGCAAGAAGAGGUUGCUCAAAAGCUCCUCGAGGAUUACAAGUGCAUACCCACUUUCCUUUCUCCGGACCUCCAAAAGAAGUUCUAUCAUGGCUUCUGUAAGCAGCAACUGUGGCCUCUUUUCCAUUACAUGCUUCCCAUCUGCCUUGUCAAGGGUGACCUUUUCAACCGUUCCCUUUUUCAGGCUUAUGUUUCUGCCAAUAAAAUAUUUGCAGACAAAGUUGUGGAGGUUAUCAAUUCAGAUGAUGACUGUGUAUGGGUUCAUGACUAUCACCUCAUGCUUGUCCCCACUUUCUUAAGGAGACGUCUGAAUCGAGUGAGGCUUGGUUUCUUUCUCCACAGCCCAUUUCCUUCCUCAGAGAUCUACAGGACACUGCCAGUAAGAGAUGAAAUCCUUAGGGCAUUGCUUAACGCUGACCUUAUUGGUUUUCAGACAUUUGAUUAUGCUCGGCAUUUCCUUUCGUGUUGUAGCAGGAUGUUAGGUCUGAACUAUGAAUCUAAGCGUGGUUAUAUUGGAUUGGAAUAUUUCGGUCGUACAGUUAGCAUCAGGAUUCUCUCUGUGGGUGUUCACAUAGGCCGUCUCCAAUCUGUGUUAAAUUUUCCUGAUACAAUUUCCAAAGUUCAAGAGAUCGAGCAGAGAUUCAAGGGGAAAAAAUUGCUAUUAGGUGUAGAUGACAUGGAUAUCUUUAAAGGCAUCAGUCUGAAAUUGCUAGGAUUGGAGCUUUUACUGGAGAGGCAUCCCAAACUAAGAGGAGAGAUAGUCCUUGUACAAAUUGUCAAUCCUGCAAGAAGCAUGGGAAAAGACGUGAAGGAAGCAAGAGAGGAAGCAAUAUGUAUAGCUGAAAGGAUCAAUCUUUCCUAUGGUGCUCCUGGCUAUGAUCCAGUUGUCCUUAUUGACAACCCUUUACCUUUUUAUGAAAGAAUUGCCUUCUAUGUGGCAGCAGAAUGUUGCAUUGUAAAUGCUUUUAGAGAUGGCAUGAACUUAGUCCCCUAUGAGUAUAUAGUCUGCAGACAGGGAACUGAGGAGAUGGAUAAAUGUAGGGGUGUCGGUUUGGAGUUACCUCACACAAGCACACUUAUUGUCUCUGAGUUUGUAGGUUGCUCUCCAUCUCUUAGUGGAGCUUUCAGGGUCAACCCUUGGAGUGUUGAAGAUGUGGCUGAUGCUUUAUAUAAAGCAACUGACUUGUCAGAAUCUGAGAAGCAAUUGCGUCAUGAAAAACAUUACCGUUAUGUCAGCUCCCAUCAUGUUGCUUAUUGGGCCUGCAGCUUUGCCCAGGAUCUGGAGAGAGCAUGCAAGGAUCACUACAAUAGAAGGUGCUGGGCCAUUGGAUUUGGUUUAGGUUUCAGAGUUAUUGCCCUUUCUCCUAGUUUUAGAAAGUUGUCCUUUAAUCAUAUUAUUUCCUCGUACAAGAAAACCCAUAGGAGGGCAAUAUUUUUGGAUUAUGAUGGCACCAUUAUGCCUGAAGCAUCCAUCAAUAAAACUCCAAGUGCAGAUAUCAUUUCUGUCCUGAACAACUUGUGCAGCGAUCCAAACAAUACUGUCUUUAUCGUCAGUGGAAGGGGACGGACAUCUCUUGGUGAAUGGUUUGCACCUUGUGAGGCCCUUGGUAUUGCUGCUGAACAUGGCUAUUUCAUCAGAUGGACUAAAGCCACUGAAUGGGAAUCUAGUUCAAAUGUUGCUGACGCUUACUGGAAGAAGAUCACAGAACCUGUUAUGAGAUUGUAUACUGAGACAACGGAUGGUUCCUGUGUAGAAUCAAAGGAGAGUGCAUUGGUAUGGCAUCAUCAGUAUGCAGAUCCUGACUUUGGUUCUUGCCAAGCCAAGGAACUACUGGAUCAUCUUGAGAAUGUGCUAGCAAAUGAGCCAGUGGUUGUCAAAAGGGGUCAGCAUAUCGUGGAAGUUAAACCUCAGGGAGUGAGUAAAGGGCUGGUUGUGAAGAAGCUCGUGGGAACAUUAGUCAAUAGUGGGAAGCCACCAGAUUUUGUUAUGUGUGUUGGCGAUGAUCGAUCCGAUGAGGAUAUGUUUGAAAGCAUCAAUAUUAUGUCUUCCAGUAAUCUAUUUCCUGCAGUUCCUGAAGUCUUUGCAUGCACAGUUGGACAAAAGCCGAGCAAGGCCAAGUAUUAUCUUGAAGAUACUGGUGAAGUGAUAAGAUUACUGCAAAGCAUUGCUACUGUUUCAACUCAAAAACAUAAGAUCACCCACAAUCAAGUUUCCUUUUAAGGGCCGCAUGAAGCGAAUGAUUAAGCCUAUUUGCCCUUUGGUUACUGGUGACAACCUGUACAUCUGAUGGUUUACAGUUUCCCAUAUGCAUGUCUUAGCAUAUUCUAGUGUUUGGAGAGUUUUAUCUUUGGGGUCUUGACUCUGAUCCUUUCAGCUAUACCUGUCAUCACAUUCAUAUACGGGCAUGCUUUUCAACAGAAGAGGUAAUGACUGACUUGGAUAGGAUUGAAGGUGACGCCAUCAUUGGCAGUUUUGAAAAUAGGAUAAACCUUGGAGAUUUUUUUUUUUUGGUGAUAUUUCUAGAAGUCUGAGAGGCAGGCUGACACCAUUAUUUUGUAUAGGUAUUGGCAUAUAUAACCAAUUAGACAAGCAUUCAGGUUUGAAUGAAAUGCGUUCUAA